UUGGCUAAGAGGAGCCGGAGCCGGGUGUCCCGGAGCUAGGAGGAGGAGGGCGGCGCCCUGGGCCUGGCCCCGGUGCCGGGGGCGGGUGACCGACUUCUGUGAAGCCACCAUGGCAGCUCGGAACGGCCAGAGGGUCCUGAGGAAGGUGGUGUCAGGAUAUUCUUCGAAGUCGGCAGCAGUGACCAGCGUACCGGCUACGGCACAGGGACCCGCGCGGAACGUCAGAUAUUUAGCUUCCUGUGGUAUACUGAUGAGCAGAACUUUUCCUCUACAUACUACCUCAGCUUUGCCAAAGGAUAUAUAUGCAAGAAAUUUCUUCAGAAUUGCUGCACCACUAAUAAACAAAAGAAAAGACUAUUCAGAGAGGAGGAUUAUCGGAUACUCGAUGCAGGAAAUGUAUGAUGUAGUAUCAGGAAUGGAGGAUUACAAACACUUUGUUCCAUGGUGUAAAAAAUCAGAUAUAAUAUCAAAGAGAUCUGGAUACUGCAAAACACAAUUAGAAAUUGGAUUUCCACCUGUAUUGGAGCGUUAUACAUCUAUAGUCACCUUGGUGAAACCACAUUUGGUAAAGGCAUCCUGUACUGAUGGAAGACUUUUCAACCACUUGGAGACAAUUUGGCGUUUUAGCCCAGGUCUUCCAGGUUACCCAAGAAGUUGUACCUUGGAUUUUUCAAUUUCUUUCGAAUUUCGUUCCCUUCUACACUCUCAGCUUUCCGUGUUGUUUUUCGAUGAAGUUGUAAAGCAGAUGGUAGCUGCCUUUGAAAGAAGAGCUUGUAAACUCUAUGGUCCAGAAACAAAUAUCCCACGGGAAUUAAUGCUGCAUGAAGUUCAUCACACAUAAAAGGAACUGGUCAACUCUUGGAACCUCAUCUAUGUACUUAGGAAGUGUUUUUAUCAUUUAUUUUAGAAGUUAGAAAGCAUUUAAGUCCAACUUAUUUAUAGCCAUUUAAAGUUUGCACUUGAAAUACUUCGGUAUCUGGUGUACAU
Suncus etruscus (white-toothed pygmy shrew) is the source of this 987-nucleotide messenger RNA. RefSeq names its product coenzyme Q10B (gene COQ10B). The record is from RefSeq and is a predicted model, not a curated record. Gene Ontology annotation, molecular function: ubiquinone binding. The coding region runs from base 110 to 841 and encodes 243 amino acids. Lineage: Eukaryota; Metazoa; Chordata; Mammalia; Eulipotyphla; Soricidae. Gene Ontology annotation, biological process: ubiquinone biosynthetic process; cellular respiration. The transcript has 5 exons. Gene Ontology annotation, cellular component: mitochondrion.